AUGCGGCCUUUGUCUCAAUUAACAACAAUCUUGAGCAGUAUUUAUUGUGUUUUUGUGGUAACUUUAGGAGUCGUCAUUUAUAUUAGUGACAUUAUUUUACAAAACACAUCCAUAGCAGAGACUUUCAGUAUAUACCUUAUCCUGAUUGGAUUCUGUUAUGUGGUAUAUUUAUAUGUAGAUAUAAGAUUAUAUUUAAAUAAAGUCAAAUUGGUGGAGGUAACAAGGGCUUUUGAUCGAAGAUGUGAACACACUGCUGGUUUUACUACCCUUUUAUUUAAUACUUCUUCAACAUCUACAUGUUCUACGACAUCACCAACUUGUGAAUAUUUUUCACCACCGUCUAUAAAUUCUAUUCAAAAUUCAUCGUCUAUAUUAUCAUCUUUACAACAAUAUCAACAGCGACAUCAAAAACAUGAUUACUGUUUUGAUUCAGGUCGACAUUCGGGAAGUUUUUAUCUAAAAACUGGAGCUGCUGGUUUCUGUUUGGGUCAUUUAAUUCAUAGUGGAUUAUUGUUAGGAUAUCAAAUUGUACUUUUAACAAAAAAUGGCAACAACAUGAAAAAUACUGAUAAUAGUUAUUCAUGUGUGAAUAUUCCCACAGUUAUAUUGGAUAUUGUGUAUCCAGUUUAUUCAUUUUUACAAUUAUAUUUCAUAUUUAAGUAUUCAAAUGUGAUUAUAAAUCGUAACACUGAUUUGGCUCGAUUUGGAAUGAUGCAUUGUAUUGCAUCUAGCUUAUGUUUUUGGAUAUGGACAAUAUUACGUGAGACUAUGGAUUCAUUUACCCAUCACUAUUAUAAGAAUAAAAUGCAUGAAACAGCUGUAUCACAACGUCCUACGAGUGAUGAUCACUGUUUUAAUAAAUUUUUGGGUAUCAAUCAAAUUUACGAAAAUAUUUCUCCAUAUUUGUAUCCAUUUACUGUUGAAUAUAGUAUUUUGAUUGUUGGAGUUUUGUAUAUAAUAUGGAGGAAUAUUGGUUAUUGUAUUGAAAACCAAAAUGACUCAGACAGAAAAGGAUGUUCAAAUCCACCACCAUUGACUGCCGAAAAUGGAUUUACAAGUAAUUUAGUCAUACACGCUGACUGUCAUUCAUCAAAUAAAGGAUUAUUUGCUGGAAUUAUCAUUUUAGUCAGUUCUUUAAUUAGCAUCAUUCUAUUUUUUCUCGCAAUCUCAAAUGAGGAAUUUAUCGAUGAUGGAUUAUUUAUCAAUACAAUUACAGAAUUAAUUUUAUUGAUUUUGAUGACGAUUUCUGGUAUGGCUGCAUACAGGCAAAUAUCAAAAUUAGAUAUAAAUCCGCAUCCAAUAUCAUUACUAGAUGAUCUGUUACUAUUCAUUUGUAUACCAGCCUUCUUUUUAUAUGCUAUUUUUAGUAUUGUGCCGGCAGUUCGAGCUGGCAAUAUGAUAAAUAUCGUUAAUAUUAUGCUAAAUGUUUUACAAAUUUUAGUACAAACACCAUUUAUAAUUGAUGGACUGCGUCGAUGUAGUAAUUCACAACAAUUACGAUUAGAAAAACCUGGACGUGAAUUAAUUACAUUUUUAGUUGUAUGUAAUGUUGCAAUGUGGAUAAUUGAAACGUUCGAAGUUAAAUCGAAUGAUUUACAAGGUGACGCAUUCGAUUUUUAUGGACAAGUAUUAUGGACAAUUAUUAGUCAUCUAACAGUACCAUUAACAAUGUUUUAUCGAUUUCAUUCAUCGGUGUGUCUAGCUGACAUAUGGAAAUCAGCAUAUGAACCAGCAAAUCACUUAUAAUUCAAUUAAAAAUAUCUUGGUUUGUACAAAAAACCUUAUUGAUUAUGUUUCAUGUCGUUUAAAUAAAAACAGUUUUCAAAAAUA
Molecule: messenger RNA, 1830 nt
Organism: Chrysoperla carnea
Lineage: Eukaryota; Metazoa; Arthropoda; Insecta; Neuroptera; Chrysopidae
Product: proton channel OtopLc-like
Exons: 9
Coding region: 1-1746 (581 amino acids)
Biological process (GO): proton transmembrane transport
Cellular component (GO): membrane
Molecular function (GO): proton channel activity
Source: RefSeq, a predicted model, not a curated record